AUGGAAACUGUAGAAAUGAAUAGUGUAUCCUUGAAACGUCCUCACUCUGAGGAUGAUGUGGCUAAUGCAGAUGAAAUUAAAAGACAGAAGACCUCACAGAAGUCUAAGACAGGGAAUGACUCUGGGCAGAGCAUCAAGACUGUAACAGAGCAACCUGACAAAUCUCUGCUUGAGGACACGAAAAAUGAAAUAAUCCCCAAUGAGUUAAGUGAGGAUCAGGAAGAUGAGGAACUAGAAGACAGUGAUGAAGAUGGAGAUCCAGAGAGCUUUGCAGACAUGAUGAAGCAUGGACUGACAGAAAGUGAUGUUGGCAUAACUAAAUUUGUUAGUGCUCAUAAAGGGUUUUCUGGAAUCUUGAAAGAGAGAUACUCUGACUUUGUUGUCCAUGAAAUAGGCAAAGAUGGACGUGUGAGCCAUUUAGAUGACUUUUCUGUUCCUGUGGAUGAUGAGGACCCACCAGAAGAAACCUUUACAGUUUUGUCAGAGGAAGACAAACAGCGUUUAGAGGAGCUCCAGCUUCUUAAGAAUAAGGAAACUAGUGUUGCCAUAGAGGUAAUGGAAGACACCAAAGAAAAAAGAACAGUUAUCCAUCAGGCUGUGAAGUCCUUGUUUCCUGGACUGGAGACUAAAACAGAAGAUCGAGAUGGAAAGAGAUACAUUAUUGCUUAUCAUGCUGCUGGGAAAAAAGCACUGGCAAAUCCAAGAAAACACUCUUGGCCAAAAUCUAGGGGAAGCUACUGCCACUUCAUACUGUACAAAGAGAACAAGGACACUAUGGAUGCCAUUAAUGUCCUGUCCAAAUUUUUAAGAGUAAAGCCAAACAUAUUUUCUUACAUGGGAACUAAAGACAAAAGGGCAAUAACAGUUCAAGAGAUUGCUGUUCUUAGAAUCACUGCACAAAGACUUGCUCAUUUGAAUAAAUGCUUGCUGAACUUCAAAUUAGGAAAUUUCAGUUACAAGAACCACCCACUGAAAUUAGGAGAGCUGCAAGGGAACCACUUCACUGUUGUUCUCAGAAACAUAACAGGAACUGAUGACCAGAUAGAGCAAGCAAUGCACUCUCUCAGGGAAAUUGGAUUCAUUAAUUACUAUGGAAUGCAGAGAUUUGGAACCACAGCUGUUCCUACAUAUCAAAUUGGCAGAGCUAUUCUACAGAACAAUUGGAAUGAAGUAAUGGAUUUGAUAUUAAAACCAAGACCAGGAGCUGAAAAGGGGUACUUAGUAAAAUGCAGAGAAGAAUGGGCAAAGACUAAAGAUCCAGCAGCAGCCCUCAAGAAACUACCUGUAAAAAGGUGCGUGGAAGGACAGCUUCUACGUGGACUCUUAAAGUAUGGAAUGAAGAACAUAAUCUCUGCAUUUGGCAUAAUACCACGAAAUAAUCGUUUAAUGUAUAUUCAUAGCUACCAGAGUUAUGUGUGGAAUAAUAUGGUGAGCAAAAGAAUAGAAGAGUAUGGGCUUAGAGCUGUACCAGGAGAUCUCAUACUUAAAGGAGCCACAGCUGUUCAUAUCGAAGAAGGAGAUGUUGAUAACUACACUAUCCACGAUGUUGUGAUGCCAUUGCCUGGAUUCGAUGUCAUUUAUCCCAAGCAUAAAAUUGGUGAGGCCUACAAGGAAAUGCUAGCAGCUGACAGUCUUGAUAUCAACAACAUGAGGCAUAAAAUCAGAGAUUAUUCACUUUCUGGAGCAUACAGAAAGAUUAUCAUUCGACCUCAGAAUGUCAACUGGGAAGUUGUUGCAUACGAUGAUCCCAGAAUCCCAUUAUUUAUAACGGAUUUGGAUAAGCUGGAAGGAAAACCAUUACCGGUUCUUCCUGCAGAUGGUAAAUUCAGGGCACUAAAGAUGGAGUUCUCCCUUCCCCCAUCAACUUACGCUACCAUGGCCAUUCGAGAAGUGUUGAAAAUGGACACAAGCAUAAAAAACCAGACACAACUGAACACUACCUGGCUACGCUAACUGAACUGCAAAAAUGUAUAAAAAGUGUUUUCCUAUUUACAUCUUCUGUAUAAAUCU
Indicator indicator is the source of this 2010-nucleotide messenger RNA. It is a transcript of the gene PUS7, whose product is annotated as pseudouridine synthase 7. Gene Ontology annotation, cellular component: nucleus. The coding region runs from base 1 to 1953 and encodes 650 amino acids. Gene Ontology annotation, molecular function: pseudouridine synthase activity; RNA binding. NCBI's taxonomy places the organism in Eukaryota, Metazoa, Chordata, Aves, Piciformes, Indicatoridae. The transcript has 15 exons. Gene Ontology annotation, biological process: pseudouridine synthesis. The record is from RefSeq and is a predicted model, not a curated record.